Cladophialophora psammophila CBS 110553 is the source of this 690-nucleotide messenger RNA. RefSeq lists its product as uncharacterized. The record is from RefSeq and is a predicted model, not a curated record. The transcript has 3 exons. The coding region runs from base 1 to 690 and encodes 229 amino acids. NCBI's taxonomy places the organism in Eukaryota, Fungi, Ascomycota, Eurotiomycetes, Chaetothyriales, Herpotrichiellaceae.
AUGAAGCUCUUCAUUGUCGGCCUCCUGGCUGCGGCCCAGCUGGCGUCCGCUCACUUCGAGCUCGUAUACCCGUACUGGCGAGGCGACUCGUUCCUGCCGCCUGCGUCGCAGUAUACUUUCCCAUGCGCGGGCGUCAACACCACCGCCGAAUCCAACGCCAACCGCACCCUCUGGCCCCUUGACGGCGGGUCACUGGUGAUCGACUUCCACCACCCGUGGACCUACGUCGCGUUCAACCUGGGCUUCGGGUCCGACAUCGCCACCUUCAACAUCUCGCUCAACCCGAUGCUGCUCAACGAGACGGGCAACGGCACCAUUUGCAUCCCCAAGUGGACGCUCCCCGCGGACCUGGGCAUUGUCGACGGCAUGGAUGCGUCGCUGCAGGUCAUCACGAUCGGAGACAGCGGGACGGCAUUGUACAAUUGCGCCGAUAUCAGAUUCAGCGCCAACGCAACGAUCCUCGCGAGCGAUCAGUGCCAGAACUCGACGGGCGUCGAAAUCUACCCGCUCGUCCAGCAGGAGGCAAACGGAUCGAGUGCGGCACAGGCCACGGCGACCGUCACAGUGACUGCGAGCGCUGGCGGAGCGGCAGCCACCAAUGCCGCGGCGAGGAUGAGCGCGCAGCAGAUGGCCGGCCUUGCGUGGAGCAUGGGGCUUGGCCUUGCCGUGGCAUUUGGAUUGUGCCUCUAG